AUGCCUUCUGAACCUGAUUCCCACGUCCAUGCCGACUACACAGUGGCAUGGAUAAGCGCGUUACCGCUGGAGCUCACUGCAGCGACAACAAUGCUGGAUGAGGUUCAUCCGCGACUGCCUCAGCCGCUUUCUGACACGAACGCAUACAUAUUAGGAAGUGUCCUUGGACACAAUGUAAUCAUGACAUGUCUUCCAUCUGGCUCUAUCGGAACCAAUUCUGCCGCCGCGGUGGUGAGCAAUAUGCGUUCGACGUUUCCGCAGAUCCAAUACGGGUUGAUGGUUGGAAUCGGAGGCGGUGCGCCUAGUGAUAAAAACGAUAUCCGACUCGGCGAUAUAGUAGUGAGUGUGCCAACAGGUGCCUACGGGGGCGUUGUUCAAUAUGACUUUGGGAAGGCAAUUGCUCGGGGAGAGAUUGAGCAUACAGGAAUGUUGAACAGACCGCCCGAAGUGUUGUUAUCGGGAGUUUCGAAACUCCAGGCUGAGUACAAACGGGAGGGAAAUCCCAUACUUUCUAUGCUCGAGGAGAGGUCGGACAUGAAUGAUCUGGCGGGUACGUACAGAUUCCCCGGAUUAGAGCAAGACCGGCUUUUUGAAGCAAAGUACGAGCAUGUACAGUCCAAGGAAAUAUGUGGUCUAUGCGAUGUCGGGAGAAUAAAGCAAAGAAGCCCUCGGAAGUCACAUGAACCCGAGAUUCACUAUGGUUUGAUUGCGUCGGGAAAUCAAUUGAUAAAGAAUGGCGUGACUCGCGAGAUGCUGGCGAAGAGAUUUGGCUUUCUUUGCUUUGAAAUGGAGGCCGCAGGACUCAUGAACCAAUUGCCUUCGUUGGUCAUUCGAGGAAUAUGCGAUUAUGCGGAUUCCCACAAACACGACAAAUGGCAGGGAUAUGCUGCUAUGACAGCAGCGUCUUAUGCACGCCUGCUUCUUUCAAUAUUGCCAUUGGUUGUGCCCGUGAGAGUGGCUGAGCAAAGUAAAGCCUAUCAAGGUCUCUUCUUGACAGACCCCGAGGAUGAGAUGAAUUCACUAAAGAGAAGGAAAGGGAGUCGCGCUCCUGGAACAUGCGAGUGGCUUCUUGAAACACAAGACAUGCUACGCUGGUUGAACUCAAAGCCAUCUGAGACUGAUAUCUGGAACUUCUGCUGGCUCUAUGGCAAUCCGGGUACAGGCAAAUCCACAAUGGCAAUCACUUUAGCAGAAAAGCUAGCACGGCAUGAUCUAUUUAUAGAUGGUAAUGCGAGGCUGGCAUACUUCUUCUGUGAUUCGAGCAACGAAGUACAAAGAACGGCCAUUGCUGUGCUACGUGGACUGCUUUAUCACCUUAUCAAGAACAGUCCGUCACUAAUCGAUUUUGUCAUGCCAAAAUACCACGCUCGCCGGGAAAAGCUCUUCACGUCUUUUGACGCGCUAUGGGCUAUCCUUCUAAUGAUUGGGCGUGAAAGUGGUCAAGCAAUUUACUGCAUUAUCGAUGGCCUUGAUGAAUGUGAUGUCGAGUCUCAAACGACACUCAUGGGCCAGUUCAAUGCAAGCUUUCAAGGGCACAAGUCGCCGGACCUUCACAUACUUGUAACUAGCCGGCCAUACGAGGAGAUUCGCCGCAGCCUCUGCGACUAUCCAAGUUACAACCUGAGCUCUUAUCAAAGAGUUCAAGACGAUCUUGCUACUAUGAUUGAAUCAAGGGUUGAUGAGCUUAGCAGAAGAAACCGCUAUCCCUAUAGAGUCAGAAGAAAAGUGUCUGCUAUCCUGAAAGAACGGGCCGAAGGGACAUUCCUAUGGGUAGGCAUAGCAUGUGAUGAACUGAAGCACACACGUGCAAAGGAUGCUGUGCAAACCUUGAGACGGUUGCCUAAGUCACUCAACUCAGUUUAUCAGAAAAUGCUUGAUACGGCUCUUGAUCAAAGCAGUGAAGACACAGUUGUAAUAAAGCGAAUUCUCAGCUUUGUGGCAGUUGCCCGUCGCCCAUUGAGCACUCUAGAGCUAGCAGACGCAUGUCAGCUCUACGAGUGCCAAGAUAGGGACUACCAACUUGCCUUCCUACAUGACGACAUUCAUGCAUGUCGGCUAUCGAUUAUCUUGGAUGAUGGUGUGGUAUUUCUAUUGCACAAGUCUGUCAAGAAUUUCCUGCUCAAUGAUCAGAACAACCGAAUUAUAGACGAGAUUUCUGCACAUGCAGAUCUUGCAUAUUGCUGCAUUGAUCGCAUUCUGAGUUCAUAUAAGGCGAAUAGAUGGGGCGGUGAUGUCCAUGAUGCUACCGACUUUUUACAGUAUUCUGCGGAGUAUUGGCCCGAGCAUGCGCAUGAAGCAGAAUCAUGCUUUACCAUCCAGAGAAAUCAAGUUGAAUUCUUUGAACUUCGAUCUCCGUCUCGAGAUUGGUGGUUAGAUUACAUGAGAUCACUAUACAUGUUCGACUUGUCCCAUGAAGUCCCUUUCAAUUUCUCCAUCUUUCACGUGGCAGCUCGCUGGGGUAUUCCUUGCUUAAUAUCCUACGUGCUGUCCCAACAGGAAGCGUUUAACCUUGAGCAAAGGGAGAUUAUAUCGGAAAGUCUAAGUCAUGAGUACUUGAGUACAAUCUCAUCGGAUGGCAGAACACCACUGGACGAGAGUGCCUCAGCAGGACACUUGGAAGUAUUUACUCUUUUGCUUGAGAAAGGGGUUUUUCCGGAUUCGGGAAAUGCGUCCAAAGAGACUCUGCUUUGGCAAGCUGCAUAUCGUGGAUAUCAUUCGGUAGUCAGAGUGUUGCUCGAGUCAGCUCGUGUUGAGGUGGAUGCGCUAUCUGUGGAUAGAAUCUCACCACUGAUGGCAGCAGCAGCCGGGGAACACACCGGGAUUGUUCAGAUGCUUCUUCAAGCUGGGGCAGAUCCGCUAUUUGUCAGCGCAAAGGGAGAAACGGCAUACUCUUUGACACCAGAGGCAAAUCUGAGGAUACGGAAUCUUGUAAGAGAAUAUGGGGCUUCAUAA
Aspergillus steynii IBT 23096 is the source of this 2952-nucleotide messenger RNA. Its product is annotated as purine and uridine phosphorylase. Gene Ontology annotation, molecular function: protein binding; catalytic activity. The record is from RefSeq and is a predicted model, not a curated record. Lineage: Eukaryota; Fungi; Ascomycota; Eurotiomycetes; Eurotiales; Aspergillaceae. Gene Ontology annotation, biological process: nucleoside metabolic process. The transcript is spliced from 3 exons. The coding region runs from base 1 to 2952 and encodes 983 amino acids.